AUGAUAAUUGACGGCGAGAAGUUUGCCUGUGAGGCUUGCGUGCGCGGCCACCGCGUCAGCAACUGUCAACAUUCAGGUCGUCCUCUUCAACACAUUAACAAGAAGGGCCGUCCCGUCUCGCAAUGUGCGCACUGUCGCUCGCAGCGCAAGUCCCGGUCCGCUCACAUCAAGUGCGAUUGCGGCGAGAAGACGAGCAAGUGCAUUCACCUGCAACCGCCCGUGGACGGACACCUUGGUGAGUUUUACAGCUUUACAGAAUACGAGGCUGCGUGUCCUCCUCCACAAGCUCCCGGUUCUAAUCUGUCAUCAUGUCAUGCAGAGACGUGCUGCUGCAACCAUGGCGGACGAUGCACCUGUGCCGGGAAGAAGGACGUGGCACUGGACACGGUCCCGGAGUCCGAUUCGGAGGGCGAAAUGGCAAAGGCUGCCACACUGCCUCCUCGACCUGUUCCAAGGCGGCGACGGGCCAACACGAUUCACUCGUCCGACAUUGGCGGAUUGACCUUUGACCAGCACGGCCACCACAAACCGGCCAAGCACAACCGUGCCUCACAAAAGUGCGGGCCGUAUCAGCUCAACAGGGUCAACUCGGCCGCCAGCGCCGGAAGCCUUGGCACCAGCACCGACAACCUCCUCUAUCAAGCACAGAACGAGGGUCACGCGUCGUUGCAGCACAGCUUCCUCGCCCGGGAACAGCGACUGGUCAAGUCGGAGGCGACGUCCCCUCUCAUGUCUGCCUCUACCUUUUCGCAGCUCAACGGCAAUCUGCCACCCCUCGAUCUUUCCAGCAUCUCGAACUACUCCACCUAUGCCGGCAGCACCAGCUUUGACCUGUUUUCCAGCGGCCUCCCGGAUGGCGACGGGCCCAUCAUGAGCGCGAGCCUGGCGCAGUCGGUCGACUGGAGCCACCUCGACCUGAGGGAAGCAAACGGCGAGAGCUUCACCCCCUCGAGCUACAGCCAGGCCGGCACGCAGUUCACCGGCCAGCUCGAUUUCGGCAGCGGCUCCGAGCAGCUGCCCAAUUUGGCCGGCACAAGGUCCACGUCCGGCGAUGUCUCCGAAGUGGAAGAUUUCAUGCCCGGCGGCGAGGGCGACUUUGAAGGAUUUGCCACCAGCAGCAGCUUCCUCCGACCAAACGUCGACCUGGCCAGCCUCGACUACAGCCUCUUCGACAAGGCCGACAACCAGGCUCUCACCGGCGACUUCUCCACGGUCGAGGACGACCCCGCCUUCUACAUUCCCAACUACAGCGGCAACGUCGCCGCGGUAGAGGAGAACACCGAUACGCUCGGCGCUGGCUCAUUAGGCGGCUACUGGGAAAUGUGA
Trichoderma aggressivum f. europaeum is the source of this 1326-nucleotide messenger RNA. RefSeq lists its product as uncharacterized. NCBI's taxonomy places the organism in Eukaryota, Fungi, Ascomycota, Sordariomycetes, Hypocreales, Hypocreaceae. Gene Ontology annotation, biological process: intracellular copper ion homeostasis; intracellular iron ion homeostasis; positive regulation of transcription by RNA polymerase II. The transcript is spliced from 2 exons. Bases 1 to 1326 code for a protein of 441 amino acids. Gene Ontology annotation, cellular component: nucleus. The record is from RefSeq and is a predicted model, not a curated record. Gene Ontology annotation, molecular function: DNA-binding transcription factor activity, RNA polymerase II-specific; RNA polymerase II cis-regulatory region sequence-specific DNA binding; copper ion binding.